AUGGGGAUAAAGCCAGCCGUCUCCUCGCCCUCCAGCUUAAACGUCACUGUACUUUUCAACAUUCACACCCAAUUACACAAAGCCAAAAUACAACAGAUCCUCUCCUUUGGAAACACCACAGAUCUCUCCACCCUGAUCGGCUCCUACCUCAGCUCUCCCCCAGCAUCAACCCCUGCUGACCUGGUUACUCACUACAACUGUCUCUCAUCUUCCCUAAUGACCCUGGCUCCCCUGAAAUCCUGCUCAUCCACUGCCUUCCUGGACUUCUUCGACUCUAAAAUCCACACCAUUCACCAACAACUGGCCUCUUCUUCUGGCACCUCCUCCAACGAUCCAACAUGGAUGAUCACCACCGAACAACCUCUCAUCAGCUCCCUCUCCGACUUCACCCCAGUAUCAGGACACACCAUCUCUGAACUCAUCCGCAAAGCCAAAGCCUCCACCUGUCAGCUUGAUCCUCUUCCCACCUCCCUCGUCAACGCCUGUCCGCCAUCCAUUUCUCCCAUGGUCACCAACAUAAUUAACUCCUCCCUCACCACUGGCACUAAAGCCACAGGGCCUAUAAGAGCCACGGUGCCACCAGGGACCAGGACUACAGCACAGACGGACCCGACAGACACACAGCAUGGCUUGUGUUUGUCUGUGUGUGUGACAGCUCAGAAGACGGCUCUGAUCGUGUACGCCCACCAGAGCCCCGGCUCGUUUAACGCGGCGGUCCGAGACGCGGCGGUGGAGGAGCUGACGGAGCAGGGCUACAAGGUCAUCGUGUCUGACCUCUACGCCAUGAACUUCAGAGCCAGCGCCACGCGGGACGACAUCAUCGGUGAUCUGAAGAACCCGGUGCUUUUCCAGUAUGGAGAGGAGACAAUGCACGCCUGGAUGGAGGAUCGGCUCAGUGAGGACAUCGUAGCCGAGCAGUGCAAAGUAGCAGAGGCCGAGCUCAUCAUCUUCCAGUUUCCGUUGUACUGGUUCAGUGUGCCGGCCAUCAUGAAGGGUUGGAUGGACAGAGUGCUGGCACAAGGCUUCGCUUUCUCCCUGGAGAAGAUGUACGAUAACGGCAUCUUCAAGGAAAAGAAAGCGAUGUUGUCCUUCUCAACCGGAGCAACGCAGUCUAUGUUCCACCCUGACGGCAUCAACGGAGACAUCAACGUCACACUGUGGCCUCUGCAGAACGGCACGCUGCACUUCUGUGGAUUUCAGGUUCUGCCUCCUCAGAUCUUCUGGAGUCCGGGUCACUGCCCCCCCGCGGUGCGGACGGCGAUGCUAGACGGGUGGCGCGCCCGGCUGAAAGGACUGUCGGCCGAAAAGUGUUUGACCUUUGCCCCCUGCGAGCUGUUUGACCUCAGCUUCCAAGGGGGGUUCAUGCUGCGGCCCGAGGUGAAGGAGGAGAGAGAGUCGCAGCCCUACGGCAUCUCGACCGGACAUCAUUUAGGGAAACCGUUGCCGCCCGACAACCAAACCAAAGCUCAACCUGCAGCAGAGGAGAACAACAGGAAGUAG
This is a messenger RNA of Scomber japonicus (chub mackerel), 1500 nucleotides long. Its product is annotated as NAD(P)H dehydrogenase [quinone] 1-like. Gene Ontology annotation, cellular component: cytosol. The record is from RefSeq and is a predicted model, not a curated record. NCBI's taxonomy places the organism in Eukaryota, Metazoa, Chordata, Actinopteri, Scombriformes, Scombridae. Gene Ontology annotation, molecular function: NAD(P)H dehydrogenase (quinone) activity. The transcript is spliced from 9 exons. The coding region runs from base 1 to 1500 and encodes 499 amino acids.